Fonticula alba is the source of this 2858-nucleotide messenger RNA. RefSeq lists its product as hypothetical. Lineage: Eukaryota; Rotosphaerida; Fonticulaceae. Gene Ontology annotation, molecular function: nucleic acid binding. The coding region runs from base 251 to 1780 and encodes 509 amino acids. The transcript is spliced from 5 exons. The record is from RefSeq and is a predicted model, not a curated record.
CCGCCUUUCGCCCGCCCUCUCCUUUUUACCAGAACCUCCACCACAUCAGCGAAACCCCAUGACUCUCUCGCCUGCCGAACAUGCCUCCAGCCAGGAGGGCUCCCGGGUGACCAUGCCCGAAGAGCGGUCAUCCAUCUUCCCGUGAACUCCCACCACCCACGCCAAGAAGAGGCUGCUGGACUACCUCUACACCCAGUAUACCAUCGCUGACAAGCGGAUCAAGAAGGCCUCUUACGGACAGGUUGCCACCAUGGUCCUUGACUUUAUGAACAAGGGGACCGUCCCUGUGGAGAGUGACCUCAAUGCCUUCUUUGGUGGCUAUGAUCAACACUCGCGCUUCGAUCGCGCCAACAUGCUAGCCCUGGCGGCGGUGGUGGUGUCCUUCGGCGUCUUGGCCGAGAACCCGGCCUGGGAGCUCGGCGCGCGGCUGAUGGCCCUGGACAAGGAGCUUGAGAUGCCCUUUGACAGGCACAUGGCCAAGUAUAAGGUGUCCGGCAUCUUGGAUGACGAGCUCGACAUGGUGAUCCGCGAUGCCCUUGCGAUUGAGCCAUUCAUGCCUUUCUUCGUGGGUGCUAGCUACUUUGUUCGUUGCUGCAUCCCCCUGCUGGGCCUCAUGAAUGAUUAUUGGGACAUUGAGAAGAUGAAGAAGAAACUGCAGCGGGAUUCCUUCAGUCUCACUGUCUGGUCCCAAAGUUACAAGCCCCUUCGCUCGGUCGGCUGGCGGCCGGUGGCAUUCACGAACCUGGCAAGCAUCAAUUUGCUGCAUUAUGCCAUCCGCCAGGUCGGCAUCGAACCGCACCCCGUGGCCGCCACCGCGGGCCCGGAGUACCCAAUGUACGAGCGCCCGGCCGGUGUGCAGGUCGUGUGGGUCGAUACGCCUGCCGCGGCCGAGGCAUUCUGCGCCAUGCUCCACCGCCAGGGAGGCAUCUCGGCCCUCGACACCGAGUCCAUCCCGAACGCCCAGUCCAAGGUGCCGGCACUGGUGCAGGUGUGCCUGACGCCGCUGCCGGCCGAAGCGCUUGGCCGGCUGACUUGGCACGGUGUCGCCGCGGCACUCCGGCGCUCGGUGGUCUUCCUCUUCAGCAUGGCCAAGCACCCGGACUUGGCGACUGCCUGCUUGCGGGAGUACCUCACGGUGCAUGACCAGCACCGGUCGUGGGUGAACCUUGUUUACAACUACUCGAGCGAUGUGGUCCCACUGGCCAGCUAUCUCCAAAUGCCUGGGGACAUGCCGUCCUUCAUCGACUUGGCGGACCAUCCGACGCAGCCUUCGGACAACAAAAAGCCCAGCACACAGCACCGCCCCAGCUUGGGGGGCUAUCCGGCGGACAUCCCGCCGGAGUAUGCCGGGCACAUGCACACCGUGCCGGCCCCCUUGCGCGAUUGGGGGCAUCCCUUCCCAGGGAUUUCCGACUCGAAAGGCCUCAAAGGUCUCAAGGGCAUGGUGGCAUUCUGCUUUGGCGUGCUGCUGGACAGCUCUUGGACCAUGGCCGACUGGAGCCUCUGGAAGGAGGACAUGCAUCCUGCUCAGGUGGACUACGCGGUCAACGAUGCGGUGGUCCUGGUGGAGCUGUUCCUGCGCUACCGCGCUGCCUACCAGCAGAAGCAUCUGGCCGAUGGGCAGAGAAACAGGCCCACGCGUGAGCAGCAAGACCGCCGGCCCGGUGCUCCGGCCAGCGGCCAGCAUGGCGGCGGCCAGCGCGCCGGCCGGGACAAUGCAUCGGGCCGCGGCGGCCACCGGCGCCCACAGCCGGCCGCCGGCCAGCGUUCGCCGCAAUGACAGCCGCCCGGGCCGGUCCCAAACCUGCGAGGGGCAGAGACAAGGCGCUCUGUGAAAGCCACUCUCGCGGGCAGCCCCGAGCCAAGAUACACCCAUUGGGUCUGGUGAGCUUUUUGUUUUGUUUUUUUUUUCCUGCACAUUUGCGUCUUGGGCCAACCUGCCAGAGUUGGGGGGGGGGGACAAGGGAGGGACCGGCGGAGAUUCUCAUGCGUGGAUGUAUGUGCGGGGAUGUGGGCAUGGUCCACGGGGCCCCGUCGGCGUUGGCCUCUCCGGGGGACGGUGGGCAGCAGGGGAACAGGGCUGGGGCCGCCUCGACGGGCGGAUGCCCGGGGACCAACAUCGGGGGGUGCUGAUCUCGCCUUGCCACAUGAGUUCACGUGCUUAAUGGACGCCCGGAGCUUAAUUCAGUCCGCCGGUCUGGGCGGCUGGAGCCAUGCGCAUUCCCGGGAACGGCCAUCGGGCGCCGGCUCCUUCCGUCUGGGCCUCGUGGGCGACGGCACCGGAUCCGCACAGGCCGGCCCACCGGCAUCCUAGGCGGGGCUUUCCCGCCGCCGCGCGCCGCCCGUCCCCCUGCCGUCCUCCCUGCUGGUCUGGCUCCUCCCAGGGAGGAGGCAAAAAUACAAGGCAACACGCCCGAGCACGGCGCGGCUGUGAAAUGCCUCCUCCUGGCCCGGCCAGGCGGCCGCCGGCCGGGACGUGCCUCGUCAGGGGCCGGGCCGGCAGCUCCGGGGUUGUCCCCAUGCAUGGUCGUUCUCCGGUUCGGGACGCCUCCAUCGCGAGCGAUGCGGCCGGGGCGCGCGGGGCGCCCCGUGCACAGGCAAGACCGGGUACCGCGGCAGCUGGCCGGCCCCGGCGCCCCGGGUAUCCAAGGCCUCCGGGAGGCCGGAAUGCGGCAUGCCCUUUUUGCUUCUUCCUUCGGCCGACGCGCCGGCCUGCGCGCCAGGCUACACCCUCCCCUCGGCCGGGGCCUUCCCCUCGGCCGGCGCAUAGCUGGACCGGCGGCCGCCCGGUCCAGAGCCCGGAUGAGGGGGGCGUGGGGAGGGGGGCGGGGGGAGGGGGGCGGGGGGGGGGGGGCGUG